This is a messenger RNA of Juglans microcarpa x Juglans regia, 1180 nucleotides long. RefSeq lists its product as uncharacterized. NCBI's taxonomy places the organism in Eukaryota, Viridiplantae, Streptophyta, Magnoliopsida, Fagales, Juglandaceae. The transcript is spliced from 3 exons. Bases 44 to 919 code for a protein of 291 amino acids. Gene Ontology annotation, molecular function: protein binding. The record is from RefSeq and is a predicted model, not a curated record.
CAAUUCAGAGAGGGUAAGCGAGAAAAGUUCACGCAAUUUAGCCAUGAGAGCGGUUCUUCUGAGAAACGGUUCGGUCGUAGUCCUCCCCUGUCCUCCGGUCGUCCCUGGUUCGCCCCGAGUCUCUCUCUCGCGACAAGACUCAGCUUCCUGUUUGUUCUCUGCCGAGAGGAGCUCCGUUAACUCCCCGAGGAUUUCUCUGCAUUUUGAUUCCAAUCGCCGGAGAGACUCGCCUGCGCGGAUGGGGAUUCGUAGGGCGUAUUCUGAGACCGACGUGAUCCGAUGCGAAUCUCUGUUUUCUAGACUGAACGGAUCCGGAUCUCGGUCUUUUCAGUCGAGUUUGCCCGAGGAGGAGUACCUCUUGGAACGCGACGAGGAGUACGGAGUAGGGUCUUUGCCAAAAGGCGCUGGUAUCUGGCCUGAAAGCGGGAUUCCGGUGGAGGAGCUGGGAUUCUCCGGCGACGGAUUCGGCGGAGGAGGGAAGAAGAGUUGUGGAGGCGAUGACGAUAACGGAAUCGGAAACAGAGAGGAGAGGAGCAAGAUCGGAGCGUACUACCUAGAAAUGCUAAAGUCAAACCCGGAAGAUUCACUCUUGCUCAGAAACUACGGCAAGUACUUGCACGAGGUGGAGAAUGAUACGGGGAAAGCGGAAGAAUAUUAUGGAAGAGCAAUAUUAGCGAGUCCAGGAGACGGAGAGUUACUGAGUCUCUACGGGAAUCUAAUAUGGGAAACACAGAAAGAUGGAGAUAGAGCCAAAUCCUACUUCGAUCAGGCCGUUCAUGCCUCCCCUGAUGACUGCAUGGUGUUGGGAUCGUAUGCGAAGUUUAUGUGGGAAGCAGAGGAGGAGGAGGAAGAAGAAGAGAAUGAAGAAAGCAAGAAGAGAGAUGGAGCGUCACCACCGGUUCUGGUUGCGGUUUUUUAAUUAGCAGAGGACAGAAGCACACCCAUAGGGGAUCCUUAACUUUAAUUCAUUGGGGUGGUGCUGUGUUAAUCUCGUUAAUGAUAAUAUUAAUAAUAAGGAAUAAUAUCAUCUCGUAUAUGCAGUAUUUACACCGUAACAUAGGGAAUAUUAGAGAGAGGAAAUUUUGCUGUUGUACUUUUUUUUUUUUUUAAUCUUGUUUUGUACAGAUCAAAUAAAAUUUUGGCUAACUUUUAGUAAGAUAAAUACUAGUGGAUACCCUCA